AUGACUGAUAAUACAUACACACCAGAUGACCCAUAUUCCGAUCCCGACGUUCCGUACACACCUUACCCUGAUAAUCCUCAUUAUCUAGCCGACAUCCAGAGAAUAUCCCAAGAUGAUGUAUUCAGAAAAUUAAAUACAAAUUUAAGCAUAAUAAGCAUGACUGGCGGCUUGAUAGUAUUAUUAAUGAUAACGGCAAUGUGGUUUUAUGACAAGAAAUUGGUAAAUCGAGUUUCUCUGAGAUUGACGGCCAUGAUAUCGUUUGUCGACAUACUUACUGGUGCGGUUGUGAUAGCCUAUGCACAUUACCCGGCCUCAAAUUCAACCGCGUGUACGUUCAUCGGAUUUGCAAUGUCCUUCUUUCCAGAGGUGUAUUUGUUUUUGACCGUGAUGAUAGCGUUCAAUUUACAGGUGGUCUUUCUUCAUCGAAGGAAGGUUUCAUCCUUCUCAGACCGAUGGUAUAUCCCGGUGGCCAUCCUUUCUGCCGGUAUCAUAAAUCUGCCACCAUUGCUUUAUAACCGCUUUGGAUUUGACGCGGACGGACUCGAAUGUCUCUACCGUGAUGCACAGAGUGUGGCAACGCAAUGGUGGAAAGUCGGUACUUUUUUAAUUCCGCUAGCCUUAUCCAUGAUAUAUUGCACCUUAGUGUUGGCGACCGUCGUGUGCAAAUUGAUUUUUGAACAUCGGAAACUAGCCGGUGCAAUACAUACUCAGAGCAGGGCAACCUUAUCGGCAAAGGCUCGAAAACAGAAGAUUCUUCUGUUAAAAUUGGUGAGCCGUAUCUCACUGUAUGCGGCGAUCCCGUUGAUAAACAUUAGUGGCAUUAUCGUCGAGUAUGUUUAUAAUUCUUUUAACAGAGACAAAAAGGCACCGCUACCUUUGACUUAUUGGGCCAUCAUUGGAUCGUGUUUACCCGGGUUUAUCAAUUGUUUGGCUUUUCUGUUCGACCCUGCCAUCCAUAAUGCUCUUAGAAAAAUGAAAAAGGAUCUCCUCGACACGUACGGCUACGAAAAGUGUCACUUCGACUCAAGAUUCACGGCCUCCCUUAAUAGCCCACUGACACCAUCUGAGGCGUUCUUCCCAAAUUCUCCGUCAUUUAAUCCACAUUCCCUGUCACCAUACUCGCCAUAUCUGACAACAUUUCCGUCAUCACCCACAUCAUUGUAUCCGCCUUCGCCAACCCGACUACCGGGUCAGACACGCGUUUCUACCGACCAUGAUAAUUCCGGUGUCACGAAAAACAAUUACUCAACAUUAAACUCUAAAAAAGAAAGACCAAUCUUGAAAUGGUUUGUGCGUACAUUUUUGGACAAGAGAAAAUUACCCAAAGUACAAAAUGGUCUUUCCACGAGUUUAGGAUCAGAUCAAGGUGGCAGAUAUAGUUCAGCUACCGUGAAUUCCGGUACUAUAUCCGGUCAAAGUUUCGGUCAUGAUUACCGUAACGGCGAGACUCACGUACACAUGUAUGACAUAUACGCGGAUGCCGCCGAUAAGAGGAGAAAAACUUUUGCGAAGAGAUUGUCACGUGUCUUGAACACGCCCACCAAAGAUUCAUUUGACCCGUCCGACUUAUUCAUAACGACCACAACAGAAACAGAAACUGUCAUCACAAGCAAUUCUCCAACCGAAUCUCAAGACUUUGAAGCAAACACGGAAUCAAGCUAUAACGACCGAUCACGCCUGGUCUAUGAAACAGGUCGCGGUUCAUUCUUGUUUCCUCCGAUGAGCGGUAACACUACGAUCAACAUUCACUUGCAUCAAUAUCCUUCGGUCACCACCCUGGGCCACAUAGAAGCUGGAGCAUCUUCGACUUCCUUCUCCAGGAAUAGGUUACUACGUCAGCAAGAGAGGCAAAAGCAACAGCAGCAGCAAAAACAUAAAAAAUCUGAUUCGACUUCUUCCACAGCAUCGAGGGAUUCUGUGGAUAACGAAUUGUCGGCCUAUUAA
Acaulospora morrowiae is the source of this 1944-nucleotide messenger RNA. Lineage: Eukaryota; Fungi; Glomeromycota; Glomeromycetes; Diversisporales; Acaulosporaceae. The record is from the annotation of a GenBank genome assembly.